AUGUGGGCUCUAACCAAUAUUAUAGUAUUGCCAUUUUUGGCAUGGUUUUUUGCUAUAAAUGCACGAAUAUCGCAACACAUUUAUGUUGUCUUUAUACAUCCCAAUAGAUUCCGUUCAAAAUUUGACGGUUUUGAACUAAUGGGUAAAGGGAGGCAAAUAGUAUCGGUGCGGAGAAGCGGCAAAACUAAGGUUAAGAACAAGUCCAAGAACAAACAAGUCCUAGACGCUAAUGAAACAGAUGAUACAGAUGAUGGCCCAAUUGAGGAACUUGACCUCAAGAAACUGGAAGAGGAAGCCAAGGAGCAUAUCAAGUAUAUCCAGUCAGAAGAAUACCAACGCAAAUUGGAAAUGGAACGGAUGGCAGAAAAAUCUGAUUUAUAUUUGAAUGUUUUUAACAUAAGGGAUCCAAUAAUAGCUUCGGAUUUAGUUGGGCAUGAUAUCCCAUACGGUCUGAUACCACAAGAUCGGUAUGAACUAAUGAAAUUGUACGGGCACAUGGGCGAUCCUUUUCACCCAGUAAUGACUCAAUCCAUAACUGUAAACCUUUUAACUCAGCGUCUUUUUGGCAGCAGGAGGCAAUUAACUCGUGAUGAAUUUUAUUAUAGAUUGGAUUAUAAAAUGCCCUUCUACAUGCCAGGGUAUGGAAAUGUCUUUUUCAUAGAUAAAAUCAGAUGUAUUAGGGGGUGGUAUAUCGCCAGGGGUCUAAAACAAUCACCUGAAGGGCCAAACGUAUAUCAAGGCGAAUUCAAACUUUUACUGGAAGACAAUGAAUACUUGAUUUCCGACGCUAUACGGCAUGUAAAUGCGGAAAUCAAUAGGCAGGGAAUCCAUCCCGCCAUGAUAGAUAUGAUUUGGGACUUCUUCACAGAUAACCCAUCAACUAUUAGCAGAGAUGAAGUGAGCUACAAGCUUAACUACAUCAUGGAUAGGGUUAGGCAUAGGGAAGAUAUGGAGGGUAUAUCUCCAGACAACUUCUACUACGUUUUCAAAGCCGAGGCCAAAGAAAGGCUGGAAACUUUUGACAAGAAGAGCUUUAUCCAGGAACAACUUACGGCGCUGCACCUAGAAGAGCUGCACAAAAUGGCCGUAUCGCAAAAUGCAAUGGUUAGGAAGCGGCGGAAAAUACUAAUGAAAGCGUAUAAAGAGGAGCUUGAAGAAUUAUAUUCAGUAGAACCUCCUGACCUAUACAAGAAGUAUGAGAGGGAGAAGUUGGGGGAAUAUCGCAAUCUUUUGGGACGUAUGAAGGCGCUUCAGCUUAGAAGAAAAGAGUUGAGGAUGGAUCCCGACCGUAAAAGGCCGGAAAAGACCAAACCUAAGAAGGAGUUGAAGGAGAAGAAGGCAUCCAGGAGGAAUAAAAAACAAGGGAAGGGAUGA
Babesia microti strain RI is the source of this 1374-nucleotide messenger RNA. RefSeq names its product conserved Plasmodium protein, unknown function. NCBI's taxonomy places the organism in Eukaryota, Apicomplexa, Aconoidasida, Piroplasmida, Babesiidae. Bases 1 to 1374 code for a protein of 457 amino acids. The transcript has 7 exons. The record is from RefSeq and is a predicted model, not a curated record.